AUGUUGGACAUGGGAGAUAGGAAGGAAGUGAAAAUGCUGCCGAAAUCCUCCUUUAGCAUAAAUAGCCUGGUGCCCGAAGCCGUCCAGAGCGACAACAACCACAGCAGCCACAGCCACCACAACAGCCACCACCCCCACCACCACCACCAUCACCAUCACCACCACCACCACCCGCCGCAGCAGCAGCCCCAGCGAGCCGCCGCGGCCGAGGAGGAGGACGAGGAGAAGGGCCAGCUCCUCCUGCCGCCCCCCGCCGCCGCCGCCUCCGGCGCCCUGGAGGUGGCCAAGGCGGACAUGCUGGCGGGCAAAGGCGAUGCGGGCGCGGCGGCAACAGCAGCAGCGGAGCUGGAGGAGAAGGAGAAGGCAGCAGAAGAGAAGAAGGGAGCGGCGGAGGGGGCCAAGGACGGGGAGAGCGGGAAGGAAGGGGAGAAGAAGAACGGCAAAUACGAGAAGCCGCCGUUCAGCUACAACGCGCUCAUCAUGAUGGCCAUCCGGCAGAGCCCCGAGAAGCGUCUAACGCUCAACGGCAUCUACGAGUUCAUCAUGAAGAACUUCCCCUACUACCGGGAGAACAAGCAGGGCUGGCAGAACUCCAUCCGCCACAACCUUUCCCUCAAUAAGUGCUUCGUCAAAGUGCCUCGCCACUACGACGACCCGGGCAAAGGGAACUACUGGAUGCUGGACCCCUCUAGUGACGAUGUCUUCAUCGGGGGCACCACUGGCAAGCUCCGCCGGCGCUCCACCACCUCCCGGGCCAAGCUGGCCUUCAAGCGGGGUGCCCGGCUCACCUCCACCGGACUGACAUUCAUGGAUAGGGCAGGAUCCUUGUACUGGCCUAUGUCCCCCUUCCUUUCCCUGCACCACCCGCGGGCCAGCAGCACUUUGAGUUACAAUGGGACCACGUCCGCCUACCCCAGCCACCCCAUGCCCUACAGCUCAGUGUUGACUCAAAACUCCUUGGGAAACAACCACUCCUUUUCCACGUCUAAUGGGUUAAGUGUUGAUAGACUAGUCAAUGGAGAGAUACCUUAUGCCACUCAUCACCUCACAGCAGCAGCUCUGGCCGCCUCAGUGCCGUGUGGCUUGUCAGUUCCCUGCUCUGGCACCUAUUCCCUAAACCCCUGUUCUGUAAACCUCCUAGCAGGGCAGACGAGUUACUUUUUUCCCCAUGUUCCUCACCCUUCAAUGACUUCUCAAAGCAGCACUUCAAUGACGGCCAGGGCAGCCUCCUCCUCCACGUCUCCACAGGCGCCCUCCACUCUCCCCUGUGAGUCCUUAAGACCUUCUUUGCCAAGUUUUACAACGGGACUUUCCGGAGGACUUUCUGAUUAUUUCACACAUCAAAAUCAGGGGUCUUCUUCAAACCCUUUAAUACAUUAA
Messenger RNA from Colius striatus (speckled mousebird), 1380 nucleotides. RefSeq names its product forkhead box G1 (gene FOXG1). The record is from RefSeq and is a predicted model, not a curated record. Lineage: Eukaryota; Metazoa; Chordata; Aves; Coliiformes; Coliidae. The transcript has a single exon. Gene Ontology annotation, molecular function: DNA-binding transcription factor activity; sequence-specific double-stranded DNA binding. The coding region runs from base 1 to 1380 and encodes 459 amino acids. Gene Ontology annotation, biological process: regulation of transcription by RNA polymerase II. Gene Ontology annotation, cellular component: nucleus.